This is a messenger RNA of Monascus purpureus, 1926 nucleotides long. The record is from the annotation of a GenBank genome assembly. NCBI's taxonomy places the organism in Eukaryota, Fungi, Ascomycota, Eurotiomycetes, Eurotiales, Aspergillaceae.
CUGACGUCCAUUGAAUUCCGGUUCAGCUCUCGAGCAUAUUAUCUGCUUUAUAUUAUAUAUUCUUCGAGGCUGCUGUAUCCCUUUUCAUAUAUCGAAUUCAUCUGUCCAUCCAGAGUUCUCGUCACAAUGCAUGCAUCUUGGCAACCACCACAGAACUACCGCAGUCGUCCCGUAACUGUGAUCGGUGCUGGUGUUCUCGGACGUCGUAUAGGAUGUAUCUGGGCAUCUGCCGGGUACGACGUACGAAUCCGAGACCCCAGUGCCCAGCAGCGAGCAGAGGGCAUCGCAUACAUCGAGGAAAAUGCCACAGCCUACGCUGCGAGCACCGGACGAACACCAGGCAAGGCUGAAGGACUGGAGAGUCUGAAGGACGCCGUCUCGAAUUCCUGGCUGGUCAUCGAGGCCAUCCCGGAGAGAAUCGAACUGAAAAUCGACGUCUUCGGUGAACUGGCCGCUCUGGCGCCCAGCGACUGCGUUCUGGCGUCCAAUUCGUCCUCAUACAAGAGCUCAGAGAUGCUUGAAAAGGUCCCCGACGCCGUCAAGCCUCGCAUCUUGAAUAUGCAUUACUACAUGCCGCCUCGGGCGAUGAUUGUCGAGCUCAUGACGGAUGGGUAUACAGCGCCGGAAAUCUUCCCGUUUAUGAUCGACAGGUCCAAGGAGGCUGCGACGUUUCCGUAUGUAGCAAGGAAGGAGUCGACGGGGUUCAUCUUUAACCGGCUCUGGGCGGCUGUGAAGAGGGAGACUUUGACGAUUCUUGCGGAAGGUGUGUCUGUUCCCGAGGAGAUUGACUCCAUGUGGACGCGUAUGUUCCUUGAGAAUGGAAUCACUCCUUGCAGGAUGAUGGAUGAUGUUGGACUCGACACCGUCGCGUUCAUCGAGAACCACUACAUCCACGAACGCGGCCUAUCAGGUGAGAAGACCGUCGACUACCUAACGAAGAACUACCUGGACCAGGGAAAACUGGGCACCAAGUCCUCCAAGGGCGGUUUAUAUCCAGUUCCUCAAGCUGGCGCAAACGAGCCGCGUCUUCUCGUCCUAGACAUUGGCCUCUCAGCCGCCACCCCAGACACCAAAGCAGGCCAGAUCCUCGAGUUCACUCCAGACGGGAAACGUCACCGUGUCCUAAUCCGCAACCAAGCCCUCCCAGACGGUCUGGUCGUGGAUUCAGUCACCCGCCGCAUGUUCUGGACCUGCAUGGGCGUCCCAGGGAAGCAGGAUGGAGCCGUAUAUUCCUCCAACCUAGACGGAACGGACAUCCAAACCGUCCUGUCCCCAGGAAGCGUGAACACCCCGAAACAAAUAACCCUCGACCGAUCCGCAAGAAAACUCUACUUCAGCGACCGUGAAGGCAUGCGCGUUUACCGCUGCAACCUCGACGGAUCUGAUCUGGAAACCCUUAUCUCGAACGGAGACCAUCCAGACACCAUGCAGUGGUGCGUCGGGAUCGCCGUCCUACCCAAGCUAGGAAAAUUCUACUGGACACAAAAGGGUUACUCGAAGAGUAAUCGGGGACGUAUCUUCUGCGCUAACAUCGCCAUGCCGCCCGGCCAGUCCGCAACAACGCGAGACGACAUCCAAUGUGUACUGAGCGGACUGCCGGAGCCGAUUGAUCUCGAGAUCGACGCGGAGGGUGGCCUAUUGUACUGGACUGAUCGGGGUGAGUUACCGUUCGGUAACUCGUUGAAUAGAGCUAGGUUGGACUUGUCAUCUGGUCUUGUCGUGCAGCCACCGUUGCAGCAGAAGCAGCAUGAGGUUAUUUUCCGGAAUCUCAAUGAGGCGAUUGGGUUAGCGCUGGAUCCGCGCGAUGGUCGUGUCUAUAUGACUGAUCUGGGUGGGAAUAUCUACCAGUGUGACCGCGACGGGAAGCAAGGAAAGAAGUUGUACACUGAAGAUUCGCGGGCUUUCACGGGGAUAGCCGUGUUGUGA